Molecule: messenger RNA, 219 nt
Organism: Monoraphidium neglectum
Lineage: Eukaryota; Viridiplantae; Chlorophyta; Chlorophyceae; Sphaeropleales; Selenastraceae
Exons: 3
Coding region: 1-219 (72 amino acids)
Source: RefSeq, a predicted model, not a curated record
AUGCUCGGUCCCAGCGAGCUCACGAUGAUCGCCAAGUAUUUCGGAUCCGCCAACAGCGCGAUGCUGCUUCGCGCCGGCGCUCUGGCCGCGCACAACACACUGGCCGCGGCAGCCCUGCGCGGCCCCGCACCCGCGCCUACCGAGACGGAGGCGGACCUGAUUGAGCGCUUCUUUGCCGACAAGCCGCGUGUCGCCUCAGCCGUCGCCCCAAAGAAGUGA